This is a messenger RNA of Caenorhabditis remanei, 834 nucleotides long. RefSeq lists its product as uncharacterized. The record is from RefSeq and is a predicted model, not a curated record. Bases 1 to 834 code for a protein of 277 amino acids. The transcript is spliced from 5 exons. NCBI's taxonomy places the organism in Eukaryota, Metazoa, Nematoda, Chromadorea, Rhabditida, Rhabditidae.
AUGGAAUUUCUCAAUCCGCUUCAAAGAUUUUAUGCGUGUGGACCAGUAGUUCAUAAAAAAGCAAAUGCAACAAAGACAGUUUGCCUGGUUGGACCACAAGGAGAACUGACAUUGUUUGAUACAACUGGACUAUCGGAGGAAAUUCCUGGAUCAAAGUGUCAUAGGGGCUAUCAAAAUAAUGGAGGAGUCUGUGUGGCAAUAGAUUCAGCCAAUGAGAAGUUCUAUAAUCCCAAAUAUUUUUUGGAGGAUAUUAAUCAAAUACGGAAGGACUACGCUCAGAAAUAUAGCGUGCCAAAUAUGCAUCAAUUGGUUUGGAGCAAUGAAAUUUUCCAAUUUCUGGACACUCUUGAGUACACAAACAUUUCGCAGCAGUCUGGAAAAAUAUGGAGGCAUGAUUUAUUCUUGGGAUCUGCUUACUUCAACGCGUUGAGUGAUUUCGAAGGAAUGAAUGAUCCUUAUUUCAAGAAAAGCACGAAAACCAUGAUACCUGGAAAAGCCAAGUUGUUCGACAUGGACACAGUCAGCAGAGCGAAAAACGUGGUGGGAUCGCAAUGUGCUGCAAAGUACACCGAUGAAGAUGGAUUAUGUGUUCCAGAAGACUCAUCUAAUAGUAAGCUUUCCUUUUUUGGGAAUCCUACAGAUUUUGUGAAAGAUGUGAAUCUGAUGAGAAAGACAUAUGCCCAUAAAUUCAAUGUGCCGAACAUGCAUCAGUUGGUGUGGAAAGAUUCUCUUGUCUCAAUUGCAAAGUCUUUUGACGAAUCCCGUUCUUCUCCAAAGGCUCGAGUAACUUGGCGUUAUAAAAACAGUUUAUUCCGGGAUCAAAGAAGCGAUUGA